Messenger RNA from Fusarium falciforme, 1629 nucleotides. RefSeq lists its product as hypothetical. The transcript has 3 exons. NCBI's taxonomy places the organism in Eukaryota, Fungi, Ascomycota, Sordariomycetes, Hypocreales, Nectriaceae. Bases 1 to 1629 code for a protein of 542 amino acids. The record is from RefSeq and is a predicted model, not a curated record.
AUGAGCAUCCAUUAUCUUGAACGCAUUCAGUUUGGCAAUCGAGAUGGCUUGUCUCUGUGGAUUCGCUGGAACAAGGCACGAAUGAUUGUGCACAUCGAUCCAUCCCCAGCUGGGGACUUGAUGCAGGAUUCUCUCAUCAAGGAGUACGAAGACGCGGUUUGUAAUAGCCAGCGAGAGGAAGAAGCUAUGAUGGACAAGAUCUUGGACACCGUCGUUGAAGUUGGGAGGCCAACCUUUGACCAGACUGUCCCACCGAAGGACAAGCCUGCUCCCCCGCCGUCCCUGCAUUCUCUCCUUUUCCCAGAAGAAUUUACCUUUCUCUUUUACACGCGACACAAAGAUGGAGAGUGGAUCCUCGACACCAGCGCCCAGAGCCCCGACGUCUCGUUGAGGGGAGCACUGCCACUCAAUCUUGAACUUAUCCAGGGUGCGGAUCUGCCCAUAGUCUCGACCAAAGACAUAUUUGUGGUGGAUGAAAUCAUCAGCGACGGACGUGUCUCUCGUGUUCUUGUGGAAAAUGAAGAAAUGUGCGCCAAAGUCGGGAUUUAUCUGCCGGCCGAGUCUAUCCAAAGGGAGCUGCACACUCUUUUGAAGAUUCGGGCCUCCCAAUACGCCGACACUAUCCGGGUACCACAAAUUCUCGGUUUGGUCAAGGGUCCAGUUCAUGACAAGAUAAUCGGGUUCUUAAGUCAGUACAUUCCGCCCCCAGAUGUUCUCUCCCUUGUCAGUCUCGGAGAUGUCAGGGCUUCCUCGUUUGCCGCGAGCAGGAGGAACAAUGAACUACUAUCUGGAACCGUCACCAUCACGGUGGCACCUGAUCUCACCUGUGGUUUCGACGAGAAUGGCUACGACAUGACCUGCCCUGGAUCGACUCGUUGCUCGUGGCAAGCAGGAAAAAUCAACGCUGUGUUUUGUGGCCUGGAAGAUAUCACCACUACCUGCCUUGACCGCUCCAAGGCGACGGACACAGAUAUUUGCGACUCGGACUGUACCUCUAACACUAUAUACAACAAGUUCUGCACAUACUCGGACGAGCCGUACUGUCAACCCAUGCAGCUCGGUGUGGGCAUGACUACUUGGGAGUGUGGAUCCUCUUUACUCAAGCGAUACUAUUCUAGCAGCCGAUCCAAAGUGACUCGUUACUUCAGCACCGUCGUUCUAGUCGACGGAAGCCCUACUGAGACAUGGAUCAACAUAUUCUAUGUGCCUUCAUCGGGUACUUUGCCUGACAUAGCGCCAACAAUACCUUCAUUGGUCACUACUCAACCGAGUGACAACCCGCCUCCCCCAAAAGCCAACGUUGGUGCAAUCGUGGGAGGUGUCGUGGGCGGUGUCACCGUUAUCUGCCUAACGAUCUUGGGAGCUCUGAUGAUCGUGCGCCGGAAUCGCAGCCAGCCAGCAGCGCAUGACUCUCUCACUGUUUCCACUGUCCAACCUAAGGCACCAGAUACAGCGACCGUGGCGGGCGCUCCAGCGGUGAUGCAGCCAUAUUCCCCCAGCAGCACAACCUCGCCUCUACAACCCCACGACGCGGGGAUGCCUCCCCCAGGGGCUUACACGGCGCCCAAUGCUUCUGCUAUAGCUACUUCAGGCCAUGUAAAUACGAGCGCUCACGAGCUUGGAGCAUAA